Zonotrichia albicollis (white-throated sparrow) is the source of this 3706-nucleotide messenger RNA. Its product is annotated as glycine receptor subunit alpha-4. Gene Ontology annotation, molecular function: transmembrane signaling receptor activity; glycine binding; transmitter-gated monoatomic ion channel activity. Gene Ontology annotation, cellular component: plasma membrane. Gene Ontology annotation, biological process: monoatomic ion transmembrane transport. The record is from RefSeq and is a predicted model, not a curated record. NCBI's taxonomy places the organism in Eukaryota, Metazoa, Chordata, Aves, Passeriformes, Passerellidae.
CGGGCGCCCGGACUAUGAGGAGCGGGAGCGGGCGGGGGGCGGCGGCAGCGGCCCCGGUGCGGCCCCGGUGCGGCGGGAGCGGGGGCGGCGGGGACGCCGCCGCCGCCGGCCGGGUCAUGCCCGUGCGCCCGGGGCGGCGGGGCUGCGGGCUGCGGCGGGAUGGGCGCGCUCCGGGCCGGUGCCCUCGCCUUCCUCCUCCUCCUCCUCCUCGGCUGCCUCCUGCCCCGGCGCGGCCCGCUCAGGCUGGUCUCAGGGAGGGAGGAGAUUAAAGCUGGCUCCCGAGGCUCAGCCCAGCCCAUGUCACCCUCUGAUUUCCUGGACAAGCUCAUGGGACGAACCUCAGGGUACGACGCCCGCAUUCGACCCAACUUCAAAGGUCCGCCUGUCAACGUGACGUGCAACAUCUUCAUCAACAGCUUUGGCUCCGUCACUGAAACCACCAUGGACUACCGGGUGAACGUGUUCCUGCGGCAGCAGUGGAACGAUCCCCGCCUGGCCUACCGGGAGUACCCCGACGACUCCCUUGACCUCGACCCCUCCAUGCUUGACUCCAUCUGGAAGCCAGACUUGUUCUUUGCCAACGAGAAAGGGGCCAAUUUCCACGAGGUCACCACUGACAACAAGCUCCUGCGCAUCUUCAAGAAUGGCAACGUGCUCUACAGCAUUAGGCUGACCCUGAUCCUGUCCUGCCCCAUGGACCUCAAGAACUUCCCCAUGGACAUCCAGACAUGCACCAUGCAGCUGGAGAGUUUUGGCUACACUAUGAACGACCUCAUCUUCGAGUGGCUGGAGGAGCAGGAGGCCGUGCAGGUGGCAGAGGGCUUGACACUCCCACAGUUCAUCCUCAGGGACGAGAAGGACCUGGGCUAUUGCACCAAGUACUACAACACAGGCAAGUUCACCUGCAUCGAGGUGAAGUUCCACCUGGAGAGGCAGAUGGGUUACUACCUGAUCCAGAUGUACAUCCCCAGCCUACUCAUCGUCAUCCUCUCCUGGGUGUCCUUCUGGAUCAACAUGGAUGCGGCACCGGCCCGGGUGGGCUUGGGCAUCACCACGGUGCUCACCAUGACCACGCAGAGCGCCGGCUCCCGCGCCUCCCUGCCCAAGGUGUCCUAUGUGAAGGCCAUUGACAUCUGGAUGGCCGUGUGCCUGCUCUUCGUCUUCGCCGCCUUGCUGGAGUACGCGGCCGUCAACUUCGUGUCGCGCCAGCACAAGGAGUUCAUGCGCCUGCGCCGCCGCCAGCGACGGCAGAGGAUGGGCCUGAGCAGCGGCACGGCCAGCCUGGAGUCCCUGCGGCAGCCGAGCAGCCGGCGCAGCAGCGAGCACACCUACGCGACGCUCUGCAGCUCCCGGGAGGAAGAGCUGAGCCGUGAGAGCCGCUUCUACCUGCGGGGCUACGGGCUGGGCCCCUGCCUGCAGCCCAAGGAGGGGGCUGGGGAGGGCCCCGGAGCGUUCAGCCCCCCGGCCGUGCUGCGGGAAGGGGAGAGCCUCCACAGGCGCUACCUGGACCGUGCCAAGCGCAUCGACACCGUCUCCAGAGCCGUCUUCCCCUUCACCUUCCUGCUCUUCAACAUCUUCUACUGGGUGGUUUACAAAGUGCUGCGCUCAGAGGACAUCCACAUGGUGCCCUGAGGCUGGAAAAGUAGGACUGACUGCCUCUCGGUGUCACCCCACAGUGUGCUCAGGUGCCACAGGCUCAGCCAGAACUGCAUUUCCCUCUGUCCCGGAGCGGUGGCACAGCUGGGCUGGGCCUCAGAGCCUGGAUGUGUGGCAGCCCCUGUGCCCCUGUGGAUUUUGUGGCACAAAGUGGGGGGAUCAACAAUCACAGGUCCCCACGGUCAGCUGGAGAGAGGAACCCCUCCUGCUUCCUGCAUGGUGUCACCCCAGGUACCCCAGGAUGCUGUGCUGUCAGGGCAGGGAAACACCCUAGGAAUGCUGUGCUGUCAGGGAACAUGGAAACAACUACACCCCAAGAAUGCUGUGCUGUCAGGGAACAGGGGAACAACCAUACCCUAGGAAUGCUGUGCUGUCAGGGAACAGGGGAACAACCAUACCCUAGGAAUGCUGUGCUGCUGGGGGAACCCUGAGUAGCCAGGGGCACAGGAGAGCCCUGGGUACUUUGGCAGAGCCAGUGGCCAGAAAACAUCACCUUCCAGAAAAAUAUUCUCUCCCUUUUCCACACCUACCCUGUUAGGCUGCUGCUUCUCCAGCCUGCAUCACUGAGCUGUGGGGCAGGGAUCAGGCUGCAAUUCUCUGCUCUGGCCUGGAGCUUGCUUGCAGGAAAGAGCAGGCAGCAGCCCUGCCUGCACCUGGACUGUGCAGGAUGCUGGCUGUGCCCCCCUAGCCCCUGCCCAGCAAUGCAGCCCCAGCCAGCUCCAGCACAGAGCAAAGCAGCAGGCUGGGGAUGCUGCCCUCACUGCAGAGCUCAGAACUGCCCGUGGUGCCCAGGGCUGCAGGAUUGUGGCAGGGACAGUGGGCAGGAGGCUCUGUUUGCUCCAAGGACAGGCCAGCCCUGAGGCAGGCAGCAGGCAAGCUCAGUCCUGCUGAAGGGGCCCAGAUGGCCACUGCAGUUGCAGAUGGGAGUCACUUGGCCCUGGGGAGAUGGCACUGCAUUAUCAGCAGAGUAGGGCCCACAACCUGUCUGCCAAGGGAGAUUUUGGGAUGAAAGCAGUGGGGAAAGCUUGGCCAAUCCUUUUGGACGAGCAGAGUGAGUGGUGGCAUCCCCAGACUGCUGCAUUCCCACAGCACCACAGUGCCAGAAGAGAGAUGGAGGUGAAAAUUGCCCCAUUCCUCAGCCCAGCAUCCGGGUGCAGCAUCCCCUGGCAGGUUCAUCCCUAAUGUUCCUCCACUGGAGAGGAGAGCAACUGGAACCCCAACAGGACAAGCUCAGCAAGGCUCCCAGCCCUCCAAACCUGGAUACCCUCCAUGCUUUGCAGGAAAUAAAAGCAGCAGGUGAUGCUUAAGUCCUCCAGAGAGGAGUGUGGUGAUGCUCUCCUUUCCCUCUGCCCUCAGGAGGUUGCAGCCCAGCAGGUCCCAUUGCCAUGGGUGCAGGAGAGGGCCCAGAGUCUUCCAGGCUGGGCAGGAUGGAAAUAGAAUUCACCCCUUUUCUUGAGGGCUGUGGUGGCCCCAUGGCACAGUGAGUGCUCCAGUGACCCACCUGCCAUGGUGGAAUGGACCCUGCAAGGCAGGGGGACAUGGCCAGGAGGCAGCACUGCCUUCUGACACCAGACCCAGGCAGAAACCCGUGCUGUGAUCCCUGGCCUGGCUCCUCAGGCACCACUCAUCCCCCUCUUCUUUGCAGGACUGACCAGCAGCACCAUCCCCUGAGCCCCACAGAGUGCUCAGCCACAUGCACCCAUUCCACACAUGGGGCAAGCAGAGAAGUGGCCCCAGGCCACCCCAUGAGGGGACAGAGGGACCCACAACAACAGGCUGAGCCAGCUCCAUCCCAUUGCCAGCCCUGUGCAUGCCCCCCCUGCCAUGGGGCUCCCCAUGGGUUCCCACCAUGUGUUCAGGCCAGACUUGCUUUGGGGAGCCCCAUUUGGAGGCACCCUGGGCUCCCCAGCACCCGAGGCAGUGCCAAUCAGGCAGGUACCAGUGUCUGAGCAGCACCCACAGGCACUGGGUGGCCAUGCCAGCCUCCUGCAGUGGUGGGUUUUUAAACAGCAUCGAUCUUCCUACACAAAUAAAGCUUUCUGGGAUUUUC